UGUCCCACAACAUUCUGUUCCCACGGUUCAGACAAGCCGGUCAAAGAAUGAGAACCGGAACAUUCGUUCAAACGGGACCUCUGUCCCUUGGGUCUUCGCCAUCGUCUUCUUCCGGCACAAGACGAGGAGCCUGAGUUCUGCAGACGGCCGCCUCCUCUCUCUCUUUCUCUUUUGUACUGAGGGAUCGUGUUGCGAGUUCUGGCCCUCCUUUCUUUGAGUGGGGUGUUAUGGUUGUGUCUCGGAAGAUGAGGGAAGCAGGUGACUCUGAUGGCUGCGUUCGAAAGGAACCUCAUUUCUUCAAAGUCAUCCUAGAGGGUUCCCGGGAGAAGCUGAUGAUCCCGCCUGCAUUUGCUCAUCACAUCGAAAAGGAGUCUUCACGUGCAAUAUUGGAGAGCCCAGUGGUAAAAAAUUGGCCUGUUGAAUUAGUUCAUGAUGGGAAUGGGUUAGUGUUUCGGAAUGGUUGGAAGGAGUUCUUUAAUCUUCACAGUUUGGAGGUAGGGGACUUUCUGGUAUUUAGGUAUGAUGGCAAUAUGCACUUUACUGUACGUGUAUUUGGUAAAAGCUGUUGCGAGUACAAUUAUGCUCUUAUUGAAGAGCAUACAGAUGCUAUUGGUCGUAUAAGGCAGCCAGUUCGUAUGCCAAGCCAGCAUCCUGCACGUGAUUAUUCUGAAGCGUGUGAAAAUGUUCAUCAUGUUGAAAAUUUGAACCUAUUCAGUGGCAAUGAUAUUGCACAUACCCAUAGAAAGAUUGUGAAGAAGCCUGAUGUUGGGGUAUCUAUGAAGACUAGACAACUAUUAUCAGAAAAUGAUUCUUUUAAAGUUGUUAUGAAACGGUGGGGAGGAAGAGUUCAAAGUAAUGUGUACGUUCCAGUAGGAUUUACUAAAAAAAUUGAAGAGCUAGCCCCUUCCUUCAAAGCUUCUCGAGGUAAAGUGAUGGAAAUUGACCUGUAUAAUGUAAGUGAUCCAAGUGCCGAAGCAUGCAAGGUUCACAUUAUUCCUAGAAAGAGCAAAGAAACGGCAGAUGCGUAUAAAAUCUGUGGUGGUUGGCUCAAGUUUUGCAAAAUAAACAAGCUGAAAUAUGGAGAUGUAUGUACCUUUGAACUUGAUAGGGAAAGAUCUCGGAUUAAUGUCUAUAUCAGUCGAUAUAGACCUAAAUAGCAUACUUCUUGCUGGUGCUGCCAAUGGACUGGA
This is a messenger RNA of Nymphaea colorata (pocket water lily), 1190 nucleotides long. RefSeq names its product B3 domain-containing protein Os12g0591400-like. Bases 228 to 1157 code for a protein of 309 amino acids. Gene Ontology annotation, molecular function: DNA binding. The record is from RefSeq and is a predicted model, not a curated record. NCBI's taxonomy places the organism in Eukaryota, Viridiplantae, Streptophyta, Magnoliopsida, Nymphaeales, Nymphaeaceae. The transcript has 5 exons.